CUCUUCACUCCCUAAACAAAGCUAAAAGCAUUUCAAACUUCCCAUAAACCAACUAAAAUUAACUAACUGAUCCGAUCAUAAAAAGUUCAUAUCCCAUGGAGAAGCAGAAUUUGAUGAGCUCUACCUUCACACUGUGCUUGGGAUUUUCAGCAAUCCUCAAUCUUCUGUUCUUUGCUUUCUUGCUCAAUUCAUCAAAUCACUCUUCCAAUCAGUUGAGUUGGAGUAGAAAAGCAGCUCAAGAAGCUGAAGGGGUUUCAUCUCUUUCUUGUUCUGGCCAUGGAUCAGCCCAUUUGGAUGGAUUGAUCUCAGAUGGUGGCAAACCAGUGUGUGAAUGCAAUGCCUGCUACACUGGCCCUGAUUGCUCUCAAUUCAUCCCGGAUUGCGUUGUAGAUGCCGACAGCGGAAACCCGCUUUUCUUGGAGCCCUUUUGGAGGAAGAAUGCGGCGAAAAGCACCGUAGUGAUGUCCGGAUGGCAUCGAAUGGGAUACGAAUUCGAGGAUGGUUCACUCAUUUCUAAGCAAUUGGAGAAGCAAAUUCGCAGGUUACACAAAACUGUUGGAAAUGCAGUUACCGAAGGAAGAUACAUUGUGUUUGGAGCUGGAUCUACUCAGCUUUUGAAUGCCGCAGUCCAUGCUCUCUCUUCUACGACGGGGUCAUCUUCUCCAGCGAAGGUUGUGGCAUCUGCGCCUUACUACCCGGUUUACAAAUCGCAGACAGAACUUUUCGAAUCAUCCAAGUUCAAGUUCAAUGGCGAGGCCGCGAGUUGGAUCAACAAUUCCAUUAGUACUACUGCUUCCUCUAACAACUUCAUUGAGUUUGUUACAUCACCAAAUAACCCGGAUGGUCAAUUAAAUAAGGCUGUCCUAAAGGGUGAUAAUGCCAAGCAAAUCUUUGAUCUCGCUUACUACUGGCCGCAUUACACUGCCAUUCCAUCUCCAAUGGACGAAGACCUCAUGAUUUUUACACUCUCCAAGCUUACUGGCCAUGCUGGAAGUCGGUUUGGGUGGGCAAUCAUCAAAGAUAAGGAUGUUUACCAAAGAAUGGUGGACUACAUGGAUUUGAAUACAUACGGAGUUGCAAGAGAAACUCAGUUGAGGACUCUGAAACUUCUGGAUGUUGUAUUGGAAGAAAACGGAAGAAAAAUGUUCGAUUUUGGAUACGAGGAGAUGAGUUUCCGUUGGGAGAAGUUGAGCAAGAUUCUUUCCAGUUCCAAGAGGUUCUCCCUUCAAGAACUCACUCCACAACAGUGUACAUUUUCAAAUGAAGUCCGAGCUCCAACUCCUGCUUUUGCGUGGAUUCGAUGCGAAAAUGACGAAGAUGAGGAUUGUCAUGCCGUGCUAAAGGAAGCCAAGAUCAUCGGCCGAGCCGGGCACGUAUUCGGUGCACAAAGUCGCUAUGUUCGUCUUAGCUUAGUGAACAGUCAAGACGAUUUCAAUCUAUUGCAACAUCGGCUUGAGAUGUUGGUUUUCAAGGAGAAAAUGGCGAAUCUAAUGGCUGGAGUCAGUCUUGGAGCAGACAGUACGAUAAAGAAAUACAAUUUAUCCCAGCCAUUGAAUACUACAACUGUGAGGGAUGGAAACAUUGAUCACCAUUCCAUUGAGGAAUCAGAAGAGAGCUCCGCAGGCUUAAUGCAUUCUACUCUGAAUAUUUUGAAGAUUUUGUUCUAGGGUCAUCCAAUAGUUAUUAGACUUGUGAAUAUCAUUUUUUGUAGAAUUAGGAAGUCUAGAGACAUAUUCAUUUAUUCUUUAACAAACUUAGGUAACAUUACACUUUGUAUACAAAUAUUUAGAUGACAAAAACCACUCGUUUCUUGACAAAAUAUCACCAAAUGCAAUGGUAAAUUGACAGAUGAUGGACUCAACAACCAAAUGCAUUUCUAGUUCUUCCUCUUGGUCAAUUUCUGGACCAAAAUCCUCAUCUUCAAGGUCUGAAAGAUAGUAAGAGUUGCAAGGAUUAAACUUCUGGAUACCAAAUUAACCAAUUACCC
This is a messenger RNA of Oldenlandia corymbosa var. corymbosa, 1987 nucleotides long. The record is from the annotation of a GenBank genome assembly. Lineage: Eukaryota; Viridiplantae; Streptophyta; Magnoliopsida; Gentianales; Rubiaceae.